UUUACAGCUAUACGCGCAAGAGGAGUAUACGUGAACCAUAUGCCAGGGGAGCAGACCUUUCUCACGGCAGUAAUUCGGUUAUUUUUGCGUCUGUUGUGUUAUUACUAAAGUAGGUUACCUACAUUUAAGUUAAUUGUACUGUAGCAAGAAGCAUGGGCUGCGCAAUAUCAGGACUGGCACCAAAAACACUUGGAGAGACAAAAACGGAAGAAGAUGUUGCGCAUCUCAACGAGAAGCAAAUCCAGAUGAUCAGAGAGUCCUGGAAAGUUAUCCAGGAGGACAUUGCGAAAGUUGGAAUUAUUAUGUUCGUCAGGUUAUUUGAGACCCAUCCAGAAUGCAAGGAUGUAUUCUUCCUGUUCCGAGACGUGGAGGACCUUGAGACGUUACGUACCAGCCGGGAGCUGAGGUCACAUGGCCUACGAGUAAUGUCCUUCAUUGAGAAAAGUGUGGCCAGACUGGACCAGCUGGAGAGACUAGAGGUCCUGGCUGUGGAGCUAGGGAUGAGCCAUUACCAUUACAACGCCCCACCCAAAUACUACAGCUAUGUAGGAGCAGAAUUCAUCUGUGCUGUCCAACCCAUUCUCAAAGAGAGAUGGACCCCUGAGCUUGAGGAGGCAUGGAAGACCCUGUUCCUGUACCUGAGCAGGCUUAUGAAGCAGGGCUACCAGGAGGAGACAAGCAGACAUCACCAUGAGGCAGAAUCCCGCAAGGAAAGGCCAGAGAAGAGGAACACAGCCAGAUGAGAGGCCUGGCUAUGGCUGGCCUCCACCCAGAGACUGUUGAGCAUAGCACAAAAAUGUGGCACGUGGCUUUUAGCUGUGUAUAUAGUGUAUUUAUCGCUUACAGUAUUCAUUU
This is a messenger RNA of Salvelinus sp. IW2-2015, 855 nucleotides long. Its product is annotated as neuroglobin-like. Gene Ontology annotation, molecular function: oxygen carrier activity; heme binding; oxygen binding. NCBI's taxonomy places the organism in Eukaryota, Metazoa, Chordata, Actinopteri, Salmoniformes, Salmonidae. The record is from RefSeq and is a predicted model, not a curated record. Gene Ontology annotation, biological process: oxygen transport; response to hypoxia.